AUGAAGUCCAUCAAGGUCUUCACCUGUGCCCUCUUGGCGACUCUUGCCAGCGCUGCCCCCACCACUCCUGACGAGACAACGGAAGCUGUGGCCCCCAAGUCGGUCUCAGUCUCGUAUGAUCCCAAGUACGACGAUGGAUCUAUGUCGCUCAACACCGUCGCCUGCUCGAAUGGAGUGAAUGGCCUUGAGAGCCUGGGCUAUUCCAACUUCAAGUCGCUGCCCACAUUCCCGCUGAUUGGAGGGGCGCCCACUAUCAAAGCCUGGAACAGCCCUAACUGCGGCAAAUGUUACCAGCUGCACUAUACGUCCGGCAAGAUCAGCCGUUCUAUUCAUGUCUUGGCCAUUGAUGCGGCACCGGGCGGUUUCAACAUCGGCGUUACUGCCAUGAACCGGCUUACUGAUGGUAUGGCUGAGCAGCUGGGACGCGUCGAGGCGACUUAUGUGCCUGUGGCGGAUAGUGUAUGCGGAAUGUAG
This is a messenger RNA of Penicillium lagena, 474 nucleotides long. RefSeq names its product allergenic cerato-platanin Asp F13 (gene aspf13). The transcript has a single exon. The record is from RefSeq and is a predicted model, not a curated record. Lineage: Eukaryota; Fungi; Ascomycota; Eurotiomycetes; Eurotiales; Aspergillaceae. Bases 1 to 474 code for a protein of 157 amino acids.